AUGCCACCGAAAAAGAGAAGUCACAUCGGCCGCCAUACUGCAGCAGCAGCUGCGAAAAAGGCGAACCGCAGCGCCAUAAACGCUUCUGCUGUUGCUGCACAAAGGGCUUCAGAGGACCCACAACAAAGGGCCACUCGACUGGCUACAAACGCUGCGGUUGCUUCAUACGAUGCUGCAUCCACGGCUUCAGACGGUCCGGAAACAAGGUCGAAGCGCAACGCCAUAAACGCUUCUGCUGUUGCUGCACAAAGGGCUUCAGAGGACCCACAACAAAGGGCCACUCGACUGGCUACAAACGCUGCGGUUGCUUCAUACGAUGCUGCUUCCACGGCUUCAGACGGUCCGGAAACAAGGUCGAAGCGCAGCGCCAUAAAGGCUUCUGCUGUUGCUGCACAAAGGGCUUCAGAGGACUCACAACAAAGGGCCACUCGACUGGCUACAAACGCUGCGGCUACUGCUGCUUCAACAUUUUCGACACAUUACCACGACUCAGACCAGCAACGUUCUACAUUCCAGCGGAACAGUCGACGCCGCGGUCUGACGAGUCCAAACAGACCUUACUGGCAUCUACGUGCUUUCAAGUAUGAGCCCAACUUCAAUUACUCGAUGCACGCUGACAUAAAUAUUGGGGAAAUGUUCUUCAAUUGCCAAUUCUGCAAUGCUAAAAAGUGGGCUGGUCAGCUUGCCCCCUCUUCGGGAGCUGCCAGACCCUUUGAAGGAAUUACUUACUGGUUCCACAUCAAGGUCAUCAAAAUUCCUUCAACUCAUCAGGAAAUACAAUUGUGCAUUUCAGAUGACUUCUUUCGGGGCUAACGUUGUCAGAGAAACUGGUUGGAUGCCUACUUUCAAGGUCCAGGGCCAG
Molecule: messenger RNA, 862 nt
Organism: Octopus sinensis (East Asian common octopus)
Lineage: Eukaryota; Metazoa; Mollusca; Cephalopoda; Octopoda; Octopodidae
Exons: 2
Coding region: 1-813 (270 amino acids)
Source: RefSeq, a predicted model, not a curated record